GAUUGAGCAACGCCAAAUUCCUCGAAAACGAAACGCUUUCGUGUUCAGAACGCACCAAACUGGUCGUCGUCUGGAGGUUCCACGGCGGCGCGGCUCGCUGCUCUGGAGGAUGCGGGUGGCGAUGGAGCCGGAGGACAGCGGCCCGAUGCUGGAGGACCUGCUCGACCAUGACAGCGUCAAGGUGGAGACCGUGCCCGAGAAGAAGGGCAUCCUCUUCCUCAAGCACGUCGAGUACAAGCUCGUCAGCCCGCACUUCAUGCUGCCGGUGGCGCGGCGGUUCAGUGACUUCGACGUGUUCCACACACUGCUGCUGCAGAGGUUCAUCUACCGGAUGGUUCCGCCCCUGCCCCCGAAACGCGUCCUCAAACGAGUCUUGCGCCACAAGUCUGAGCGUGAUUUUAUCGAGACCCGUCGCCGUGGGUUACAGAGGUUCAUGACCUUGGUGAUGCGGCACCCCAUAAUCUCCGGGGACGAACUGGUGAAGGUUUUCAUGACCGCCAACAGUGAAGAUGUCCAAGUGAAGAUGCGAGAGACCAUCAAGAGGAUAGGGGACGAGUACAUCACCUGCCCCAUGUCCGCCAUCGUCAAGCGGUUCAUGCCGGACGACAUCCAGACCCAGACGGAGGUGAACCGCGAGUUCAUCUGCAACAUGCUGAGCAGCUUCCACAAGCUGCGCGACGUCACCGAGCGGAUGUCCCAGCGCUCGCAGGAGAACUCCACCGACCUGCUUGCCUUCGGCAAGGACCUGCGUGCUCUGGGCUCAGAAAAGGCCCAGCCUCCGCAGGUUGCCACGGCAGCACCGUCCUGGCGGAGCCACCGGCAGUCCAUCCACGGGCUCUCGGAGGACUUCAGGAUACUGGCCGAUAAAGCCAAGCUCCAGGGAGCCAAGGAGGAGAACGAGGUGGUGGAGAGGCUGAGCUUGUUCCUGGACUUGCUGCAGUCUUACAAAGACCUGUGUGACCGUCAUGCGAGCGGGAUUUUCAUGGAGCAUCAGCGAGCACUGCAGAGGAGACCGGAGCCACUCACAGAACUGCUGGAGCAGCCAGAGUCACGCCUCGCCCAGCAAGAGAAUGCCAUAGUGACGAUGGAGCUGCGGAGCUACUUCUCCCUGUUCUGCCUGCACCAGGAGACCCAGCUGGUGUUCACCCACCUGCCCCUCACCACCAACAUCCUGGGGGCCUUCAUCCAGUCCCAGAUCCAGGGCCACAAAGACAUGGGGGACUUCUGGAGUGACCUCCUGCCCAAGCUCAACACCAUCUUCGAGGGCAACUCUGGAAUUUCAUCUCCCCCUCGUUCACCAUGCCGGAGGAUCAUUUUCCCAUAAUCUCCCUCAGCGUCACAGCAACCGGAUUUUAACCGGAUUCAUUUCACAAAUAUUCUCCUCCCUCUGAAUCCUCAUUGUAAAUGAUCAUUGUAAAUCAUCAUGUCUAAAUAUUUUCAAUAGACUUGUUAGUAACUAGAAGCUAAAGAUGACAGAUCCAGUCAUUAUAUAAAUAGUACACUAGUGUCAAAACUAUGUUUUAUCUAUGUUUUAUCUUUAUGUUAGCUUUCAUUGACCUGUAUCUGGCAUCCAGAGAGUUCCUGAUGUACAGUAUAUAUCAAAUAUAUAUAUAUCUCAAGACUGAAAAAAACAAACUGCCAUGAAAGCUGUGUAUAAUGGUUUCCUGAAAUCACAGCCUUCUAGAAAUGUAUCCUGUUGCUAAUCAUUUACUGUAGCUCCUGUCAACUGAAACUGAAACCAUGGUUUACACCAUCUUUCCAUUGCGAUGUUAGUAGUUAUAGCGAUGCAAUACUUGUGAAUGAAUGCGUCUUUAUGUGCAUGUAGGUUUUGUACUGUGUGCAGUGUCAUCGUUCUGCUAUAUCUAUAUCUUUUGGUACAGGUUUUGUACAGCUGGUGGUCAGUCUGUCUCUCCCUUCAUGUAGAACUGUUUACUACUGUGCCACUGGUUUUCAAUAUUCCAUAAAUAAACAGAUACA
Molecule: messenger RNA, 1977 nt
Organism: Sardina pilchardus (European sardine)
Lineage: Eukaryota; Metazoa; Chordata; Actinopteri; Clupeiformes; Clupeidae
Gene: snx8b
Product: sorting nexin 8b
Exons: 11
Coding region: 110-1324 (404 amino acids)
Biological process (GO): intracellular protein transport; early endosome to Golgi transport
Cellular component (GO): early endosome membrane
Molecular function (GO): phosphatidylinositol binding
Source: RefSeq, a predicted model, not a curated record